AUGGCGCACGCCUUAUACCCAGCUCUGUCGUGCUUCGAAAUCAACCCAUUUCGGCCUACUCUUGGUCAAGAUCACUUUGCAUAUGUAACAAGGGAAGGCAACGAUGGUCGGUGGUCUACAUUCAACGUACAGAUAGGGAGACCAGCUCAAGUCGUCCGACUCCUUCCCGGAACCUCAGCCACCGCCGCGAACCAAGUCUGGGCCGUCCUCAACGAAGGAUGCACGCAAGCCAACCCGGACCUAGAUCUCAAAGACUGUAUCUCCUCCCGAGGCGGUGUCUUCAAGUCCAACGCAUCAACCUCAUGGACCACCGCCCGCCUAGAGAACGGCGGUCUCUACGAGAUCGAUCUGUUCGAAGAAAGCAAACUCGGCUUGUCAGCGAAUGCCUACUUCGGCUUCGACGAUGUCUCGUUCGGACUUCCCGGCGCUGGAGUUCCUACGCUGUCAAACCAGCUCGUCGCAGGCUUUGCCACCAACGACUUCUUUCUGGGUACGCUGCCGCUCAGUCCCAUCAGCCAGAACUUCACAUCCUACACCACGAAGUCGAUCCCCAGCGUGCUUGGGACGUUGCGGAAUAGCAGUAUCGCUCCCAGCACAACGUGGGCCUACACUGCCGGCGCGGUAUACAAGGAUCCUCCCGUCUUCGGCAGUGUGACCUUUGGCGGCUACGAUGCGAACCGGAUCGAUCUGAGGUACAACAGUGUCAGUGUGCCGUUCUGGACUGAUCCUUCUCGCGACUUACUGCUGGGUCUGCAGUCCAUCACGUACGACACCCUGGGCAGUUCUCCCCUGCUCACCGAUGGCAUCUACGUCUUCCUCGACUCCAUGGUAGCGCAAAUGUGGCUUCCCCUCCCCGUGUGUCAAGCCUUCGAGUCUGCAUUCGGGAUAGAAUGGGACAAUGUCACCGAGCUGUACACCGUCAGCGAGGCGACCCACACAAAACUCCUGGCCCAAAACCCUACCUUCGAGUUCACCGUCGGCGUCACGAAAGAACCACAGGGCAACGGCAUCACGUCUAUCAAGAUUCCUUACGCCGCAUUUGACCUCAACGUCAGCACGCCGUUCUACAACGAGAGCCGGCGGUAUUUCCCGUUGAAGAGGGCUCAGAACGAUGCGCAGUAUACUCUCGGGAGAGCAUUCUUGCAGGAAGCGUAUGUCAUUGCCGACUAUGACAGGCGGAAUUUCACGAUUGGGCAAGCAUUGUUUCCGACGACCGAAGAUCUGAAGGCCAUUCUGCCGCCCGGGGAGAUGAUCGAUCGACCAGGCUCCGGCUCUGGCCUCAGCAAAGGCGCGAUAGCAGGUAUCGCCGUCGGCGUGGUCGUACUCGUUGCAGCGUUACUUGUGUGCAUAUGGCUAUGGUGGCGCAAGAAGCAGCAGCGUGCCCGAGAACAGAAGUACAUGCUCACUACGCCGGACGAGAAGCCCAUCCAGGACGAAGACGACGUGCACAAGACAUCAGCGUCAGAACUCGAGCAUCAAGAUGUCCGAGAGCUGCGAGGCAACGACUGGUAUCCGGAGCUGAGAGGCGACGAGCGGCAUCCGGAGUUGUCUUCAUCGAAGACUCAUGAUCGAUCGGAGCUGGGAGGACAUGUGAAUGACGGAAAGUAUGAGUUGCCAGCAGGAGGGGAGAGAUAUGAGCUUAGCGCGGGGAGAGAUGCUGCAGCGGAAUUGGAGGCGAAGCGGUAG
Molecule: messenger RNA, 1686 nt
Organism: Zymoseptoria tritici IPO323
Lineage: Eukaryota; Fungi; Ascomycota; Dothideomycetes; Mycosphaerellales; Mycosphaerellaceae
Product: peptidase aspartic
Exons: 4
Coding region: 1-1686 (561 amino acids)
Source: RefSeq, a predicted model, not a curated record